GCGCUGCUCGCCAUGGAGGGACCGCGCCGCAGCUGCCUUCUCCUCCUCCUCUGCCUGCUCCCACCACCGGGCAUCCCAGGCCCACCGCCGCCUCUGGAGGAACCUCGGGAGCUGCUGCUGCCGCCACCGUCCAGCACCGCUGACCCCACCGUCCACCUGCUGCGCGGCCACCCCUCGGCCCCGGUGCGGCCCUACAGCCUGUCGCUCUCCCCCGAGGAUUAUCGCUACGCCCCCAAACCCCGGCACCUGCGCCCCGGGCGGCUGCGCCGGCUCCUGGGCUCGGCCUUCGACCCCUUCUGGAUGGCGACCGAGGAGCCCCGCGGUCGCAACGGGAGCAUCCUCGAGGAGAACCUGGAAUCCCUGAGCAGGGAGCUGGCCGAGGGUGCCGGGCGGUAUCACCGCAAGCUGUGGCGAGAGGCGGAGGGGCUGGAGCUGCCCCCAGAGCUAGCGGGGGCCCUGGCCCGCCGCCUGCGGCAGUGGCUGGUGGAACGGGCCGCCUGCCGCCUCACCGCCGCCUGGGUGGACCUGGGACCCGUCUUCUGGCCCCGCUGGGUGCGCCACACCACUUGCGAGACCGGGUCCCCCGGCUGCUCCUGGCCCCCCGGCAUGAGCUGCCGGCCCGCACAGCUCACCCGCAUCAAGCUGCUGGCCUGGCACUGCUGGACCCCGCAGCACCCCGGGCCCCCAAACUGCACCUGGCGGCAGAUCCCCUACCCCGUCGUGGCCGCCUGCAAGUGCUCCUGCCGCUGAGGGGGCUGCGGGGGCUCCGGAGGUGCCUCCCGGUGCCUGUUCUUGCGGCCAAAAGGCUUGAGAAAACUCAAACGUCUGCCUGGACUCACCCUCGGAGCUGGGGGAAAACCCCCCAGAGAGAAAUAAACCUCCAGGAAGGAAGUGGG
This is a messenger RNA of Parus major (Great Tit), 896 nucleotides long. RefSeq names its product noggin-like. Gene Ontology annotation, biological process: osteoblast differentiation; negative regulation of cell differentiation; dorsal/ventral pattern formation. The transcript has a single exon. Bases 13 to 750 code for a protein of 245 amino acids. The record is from RefSeq and is a predicted model, not a curated record. NCBI's taxonomy places the organism in Eukaryota, Metazoa, Chordata, Aves, Passeriformes, Paridae.